AGCAACACGGGUCCCCGGCUGCGCCCCAUCCCAGACGGAGGGGCUGUGGAUUUGUUUUUAGGUGUUUUACCAAAUAAUUUCUGACUGGGACGUUAAACAGGAAUUCGUGGUCUACUUGAUCUGGAUCCUCGUUCUUGGAAGAACGCGUGUAAGGCAACUUCUCUCAUUUACUCUCAGCUUGCGAAUGGAAAGCAUCUGGAGAGACCUCUUCCUCAGCUCUACUGUGGUACCCGGAAUCUACGAUUAGACGAGUUUUGUGAAGGAUCAUUUAUUUCCAAUGGAUUCUUUCUUUGUUGAGGGAGCCCGUGUUUGGCUACGGGAUAAAGAGCAGCUCCUCCCUGCUACCGUCAGUUCCUGUUCCCACGACGACGGGACCCUGGUCCUAACCGCGGACUACGGAGAGGUGGUGUAUGUGCAACAGGCGGAGCUGAACAGAGACAAGGUGUUUCCCAUGGAUCCCAGCAGUAUCCAGGGCGUGGAGGACAUGUCCGCCUUGGCAGAACUCCACGAAGCUGCCAUCAUGCAUAACCUUUACCUACGCUACAAGAAGGACAGCAUCUAUACCAACAUCGGGUCUAUCCUGGCGGCAGUGAACCCCUACAAGAUGAUCUCAGGCCUGUACUCCCCUGCGGUGGUUGAGCAGUACAGUAAACAUCACCUGGGAGAACUGCCUCCUCACAUCUUUGCUGUGGCCAACGAGUGUUACCGUUGUCUGUGGAAGAGACAUGACAGCCAGUGUGUUCUCAUCAGUGGAGAGUCAGGGGCCGGUAAAACAGAAAGCACUAAGUUGCUACUCCAGUUCCUGUCUGUGAUGAGCCAGAACUCUGCCGGAACGCCCCCCUCAGAGAAGACCACCCGCGUGGAGCAGGCCAUCAUACAGAGCAGUCCCAUCAUGGAGGCUUUUGGGAAUGCUAAAACGGUGUACAACAACAACUCGUCCCGCUUUGGGAAGUUCAUCCAUCUCCACUUCUCCCAGAGUGGCAACAUCCAAGGAGGAUGCAUCAUCGACUAUUUACUGGAGAAGAAUCGUGUGGUGAGGCAGAAUCCUGGGGAGAGGAAUUAUCACAUCUUCUAUGCUCUGUUGGCAGGGGCGGACAGAGACCUCAGAGAGAUGUACUUCCUGUCCACGGGUCCAGGGUCCUACCACUACCUGAGUCAGUCUGGCUGUGUAAAGAACAGUAGUCUGGAUGACCUGCAGCUCUACACCAGUGUUAUGGAGGCACUGAAGGUGAUGGAGUUCAGUGAGGAGGAGAUACGUGACGUCUUCAAGCUGCUGUCUGCUGUUCUCCUGAUGGGAAACAUCGAGUUCAUGACUGCUGGAGGUGCACAAAUAACUUCUAAAGGAGUGGUCAGUACCGUCAGUGAUCUUCUGGGUCUGGACUCAUUCCAGUUGUCUGAGGUUCUGACCCAAAGGUCCAUGAUCCUGAGAGGAGAGGAAAUAUGUUCACCUCUUACAGUAGAGCAGGCGGUGGACUCACGUGACUCGGUUGCCAUGGCAUUGUACUCACAAAGUUUCUCCUGGAUCAUCACCCGGAUCAACCAGAAGAUCAGAGGGAAGGACAACUUCAAGUCCAUCGGCAUCUUGGACAUCUUCGGCUUUGAGAACUUUGAGGUGAACAGGUUUGAACAGUUCAACAUCAACUACGCCAACGAGAAGCUUCAGGAAUAUUUCAACAAACACAUUUUCUCUCUGGAACAGCUGGAGUACAACAGAGAGGGGAUCCAGUGGGAGGCCAUUGACUGGUCAGAUAAUGCAGAAUGUCUGGAUCUGAUAGAGAAGAAGCUAGGCAUGUUGGCAUUGAUCAACGAGGAGAGUCGCUUCCCCAAAGGCACCGACCUCACCCUGUUAGAGAAAUUACACAGCCGACACGCAACCAAUCAGUACUAUGUGAAGCCCAGAGUGACCGAUCACCAGUUUGGCAUCAAGCACUACGCAGGAGAGGUUUUGUAUGAUGUGAGAGGCAUACUUGAAAAGAACAGAGACACAUUCAGAGAUGACAUUUUAAAUAUGCUGAAGGACAGCAGGCAUGACUUUAUCUAUGACCUUUUUGAGCGUGUGGGGAGCAGGAAUGGAGAGGAAACCCUGAAGAUGGGGACUGCCCGACGAAAACCCACAGUCAGCUCACAAUUCAGGGACUCUCUCCAUUCCCUCAUGAACACACUGAGUGCAUCCAACCCCUUCUUCGUCCGCUGCAUCAAGCCCAACAUGGCCAAGAACGCCAACGUGUUUGACCCAGAAGUGGUCCUGAACCAGCUGAGGUAUUCUGGGAUGUUGGAGACUGUGAAGAUCCGCAGGGCUGGGUUUCCUGUCCGCAGAACCUUCAUCGACUUCUACAGCAGGUAUCGGAUGAUUUUAAAAGAUGUCAGAUGUCCAACAGGUGAUUACAGGGGGAGGAGUUCUGAACUGCUGAUGUCAUACGACCCUGCCAGGAGAGACUGGCAACUGGGAAAGACUAAGGUGUUCCUGAAGGAGGCACUGGAGCACAGGCUGGAGAAGGAGCGGGAGGAGGUGCUGCGACAGGCCAGCAUGGUGAUCCGGGCACACAUACUGAGCUAUGUGGCGAGGAAGCACUAUAAGCGUGUCCUGGCCAGCACCAUCACCAUCCAGAAGAACUACAAGGCCCACUUCUGGAGACGGCUGUUCCUGAAGCUCCGCGCUGCAGCCAUCAUCCUCCAAAAACACCAGCGUGGUCGGCUGGCCAGGGGCCUCUAUCGCCAGCUUUCUGAGGACAAGAGGAGGAGAGAGGAGGAGGAUAGGAGGAGAGAGGAGGAGAGGAGACAGAGGGAGGAGGAGGAAAGGAGGCGAGUAGAUGAGGAGAAGAGGAGGCUGGAAGAGGAGCAAGUGAGGAGAGAGGAGGAAGAAAGACGGAGGGUGUCAGAGCUGGAGGAGUUGAGGAAGGAGAAAGAAAGACAGCAACAGAAGCAGGAAGCAGCCAGGAGAAAAGAGGAGGAGCUAAUCAACAGUCAGGAUGAAGAGAACAAAGAGAAUGCAACAGCCAAAAUCAGGUCCUUGUCCAACUCUGUGCUCCCCCACACGUCUGAGGAGGAGUCCCGUCAAAUGGAGGAGAUUCUUCGGUUGGAGAAGGAGAUUGAGCGGCUCCAGCGACAGAGGGAAGAGGGGGUGACCAUGCUCGGGGAUGGUCUGGGGAUAAGUAGAGAAGAGCUACGCCAGAAGAGGGAUGCUGAGAUCUACCAACUGGAGAAGGAGGCGUCUCGCGUGGCCACGGAGUUCCUGGAGCUCCUGGACUUUGGAGGCCUGGAGCAGAGCCUGUCCAGUGAGGAGAACCUCCACGACUCCGCAGACUCCCCCGCUCCCCUGGCUCUGGAUGAGGAGGAGGUGGACGAGGGCUUCCAUGCAGAGGAUGAGCGUCCCUGUAGUGGCAUCCCGCUCCCUGACAUCCCACCCCCUGCAGAGAUCCCGCUGGAUCAGGAGGUGUUCUUAUCUCUGCCUCCUCCUCCGCCUGCCUUCGCUGAGGGGCUGGUAGCCCAGGCCCUGGCCCUCUCCAAAGCUCCAUGUUGCCCCCCUGUCUACUCCCCCCUCACCACCCACGGGCCCACUGCCCCCACACACCAGCCACCCCCUCCUCUCACAGCCCUCACCAACGGAGGAGGUAAAGCUCUCUGCCAUCAACCCACCAGGAGGAUAGAGGUGGCUCCAGACAGAGUACCCCGAAGGCUGGAGGUCAUGACUGAUAGACCUUGUGCCAGGGUGGUCGUAAUGCCAGAUAACAUACAGAGAAGAAUAGAUGUUAUGCCAACCAGGCUAGAUGUUAUGCCAACCAGGCUAGAUGUUAUGCCAACCAGGCUAGAUGUUAUGCCAACCAGGCUAGAUGUUAUGCCCACCAGAGAACAUGAAGCCAUUCAAAUGAGAAGGACUGAGGUGAUUGCCUCCGCGACUGUCUCACGGGCCCGGGAAGAGGGGGAGGAGAAGGAGGAGAUGUCUUUUAGCAACGUACCAGACACAGAGUCAGACUACGACCAAGAGGAGUAUGAGGAGGUGCAGGGGAGUACAUGCUCAGGAGAUGCAGCCAGCACCACAGACGGACAUGCUACAGAUGAGGAGGUGCUGAGGAAGUCAUUGUAUACUCAGAACAGCUUGGACUCCUUCAGAGGCUCUUCAGACUCUUUUAUAGAAAGUGAGACCAGCAACGAUGGUUAUGUGGACACCGAUGAGGAGCUGUCCAAUGGCAGGGUGUCUCUGUUGAAUGGCUCUGGACCUCCUUACUUCCACAGCUACCUCUACAUGAAGAGUGGGCUGAUGAUUCCGUGGCGGAGAAGGUGGUGUGUGUUGAAGGAUGAGACAUUCAUGUGGUUCAGAGCCAAGCAGGACAGCCUGAAGAGCGGCUGGCUGUAUAAGAAGGGUGGAGGGAUGUCCACUUUGUCCCGGAGAAACUGGAAGCAGCGCUGGUUCGUUCUCCGGGAAAACAAACUCAUGUACUUUGAGAACGAUAGUGAGGAGAAAUUGAAGGGAACCAUCGACAUACGCUCAGCCAAGAACAUAGUGGACAACCAUGAGAAGGAGAACGCUCUGAACAUCAUGACUGAAGAGAGGACCUACCACAUCUACGCUGAGACCCCUGAGGAAGCCAGUGGCUGGUUCAACAUGCUGAGUCGUGUCCACAGUGCCACUCCUGAACAGCUAAUGGAGAUGCACCAUGAACACGCCAACCCCAAGAACGCUGUGGGAACUUUGGACGUUGGCCUGAUUGACUCUGUGUGCGCCUCAGACAACCCCGACAGACCCAACUCAUUUGUGAUCAUCACUGCUAACCGGGUCAUCCACUGCAACACAGACACAGCUGAGGAGAUGCACCACUGGAUCGGCUUGCUGCAGAAACCCAAAGGAGAUGCUCGGAUAGACGGGCAGGACUUUCUGGUCAGAGGUUGGCUUUACAAAGAAAUAAGGUCCAGUUCUAAGAGCAGCGGUCUGAAGCUGAAGAAGAGAUGGUUUGUUCUGACCUCCAGUUCUCUGGACUACUACAAGUCUUCAGAGCGCAGCAUUUCCAAACUGGGGACUCUGGUCCUAAACAGCCUCUGUUCCGUGGUACAGCCAGAUGAGAAGGUCUUCAAGGACACAGGUUACUGGAACAUCAUGGUUCAUGGACGGAAACACUCAUACCGCCUGUACACCAAACUCCUGAACGAAGCCAUGCGCUGGGCCUCUGCCAUACAGGGGGCCAUCGAAAUCAAGGUCCCCAUUGAGACACCGACACAGCAGCUAAUCAGGGACCUCAAGGAGAGCAGUCUGAACGUGGAGGCUGUGGAACAGACCUACUGGAGGAACCCUAUUCUGAGAUACACACAGCACCCCCUGCACUCACCUCUGUUGCCUCUGCCGUACGGGGAGGUCCACAUCCACCUCCAAAAGGAGAAGGGCUACGCCAGCCUUCAAGAUGAGGCGGUGAAGAUCUUCAACUCUCUGCAGGAGAUGGAGGCAGUGUCUGACCCAGCCCCCAUUAUCCAGGGGAUCCUCCAGACCUGCCAGGACCUGCGUCCGCUCCGAGACGAGGUCUACUGCCAGCUCAUUAAGCAGACCAACCAUGUUCCUCAGCCCAACGGCCCAGCCAACUGUGCUCACUGGCACCUUCUCACCUGCAUGAGCUGCACCUUUCUGCCCAGCAGGGCCAUCCUGCGCUACCUCAAGUUCCACCUUAAAAGGGUAAAGGAGCAGUUUCCUGGCACAGAGGUGGACAUGUUUGCCCACUUCAUAGGUGAGUCCCUGAAGAGGACGAAGAGCAGGGAGUAUGUUCCGUCUCAGGAAGAGAUAAUCGCUCUGCUGACCAGGCAGGACAUGACCACGACAGUCUACUGUCACGGGGGGGGCUCCUGCAAGAUCUCCAUCAACUCACACACCACCGCCGGAGAGGUGGUAGAGAAGCUGAUCCGAGGCCUGGCCAUGGAGGACAGCAGAAACAUGUUUGCUCUGUUUGAACACAACAACAGCGUGGACCGGGCAGUGGAGAGCCGUGUCAUCGUGGCCGAUGUACUCGCCAAGUUCGAGAGGUUGUCUGGCAGUGAGGAAGUGGAACUGAAGGGCCAGUGGAAGCUGUACUUCAAGCUUUACUGUUUCCUGGAUGUAGAGAGCAUGCCAAAGGAGGGGGUGGAGUUUGCUUUCAUGUUCGAACAGGCCCAUGAGUCUCUGACCAGUGGUCACUUCCCGGCCCCAGAGGACACUCUACAACACCUGGCUGCACUGCGUCUCCAGUUCCUCUACGGAGACAAGGCCAGGGUCACCUGGUCUCUGGACAAUGUCUACCCUGUAGGGAGGCUCCGUUCACGUAUCCUCAACUACACUAAGGGGGGUGCAGCAGGAGGGGCGGGGCCUGGAGGCCACACCCUGGAGCGGAGACGAACCAGCUUCUUGGACGGAACCCUGCGUCGCAGCGGGCUGAAGACGGGCUCCAUGAAGAAACAGAAGAUGGAGGAGGAACAGAUGCUGGAGAUGUGGGUGAAGGAAGAGACCUCAGCCACCAGGACCUCCAUCUUAGAGAAGUGGUCCCGACUACAGGGAAUGGACCAGCAUUCUGCCAUGCUGAAGUACAUGAAUGUCAUCAAAGAGUGGCCUGGAUAUGGGUCCACACUGUUCGACGUAGAGUGUAAAGAAGGAGGUUUCCCCCAUGACCUGUGGCUGAGUGUAAGUGCAGAGAAUGUGUCUGUCUACAAGAGAGGAGAGCCUAAACCUCUGGAGACCUUCCCCUAUGAACACAUUAUAUUCUUCGGAGCUCCCCAAGCCACCACGUAUAAGAUCACUGUUGAUGAGAGAGAGAUGUUCUUUGAGACGCAACAGGUUGUAGAAAUCACCAAGAUUAUGAAAGCCUACAUCAACAUGAUAGUGAAGAAGAGAUGCAGUGUAAAAUCUGUGUCCAGCUAUGGCACCAACUGGAUCAGGUGAUCCUACAUCAACAUGAUAGUGAAGAAGAGAUGCAGUGUAAAAUCUGUGUCCAGCUAUGGCACCAACUGGAUCAGGUGAUCCUACAUCAACAUGAUAGUGAAGAAGAGAUGCAGUGUAAAAUCUGUGUCCAGCUAUGGCACCAACUGGAUCAGGCGAUGCUGGUCCGGCCUUCCAUUUCAAAUAUCUUUCCAAAGGAGUAGGUUUCAGAUUAGUUGAAGAAUCUCUGUCAAACUUCACCUCGAUUUGCUCACCUUUGUUUGUAAGAAUGUUACAUUAUGUUACAAUUGUUAGACCUGUUGUUCUCUACAUGUGAUUGGUUAAAGUUGUAAUACCCAACUUUAGGAACCACAUGCUCCACACCUCAGACUCUAUCAGGUGAAGGAUUCCGUUUGCCUAUAAAUGUUUAGACAACAAUGUUAGUUAUAGUGCUUCCAGAGUUUAAUAGGUAAAAGAAAUCUGUGGUGAACCAUUAUUCAAAAGAUUAACAAUUACUUUUUAUGGAGAAACAAAUAACCUUACUUUUUCUCCAUACAUUGAUAUUGAAAAACAGCAAUUUCGUAUCUUUUUAAUGAACUGUUCACCACAGAGAUGUCUGGACCGGCCUUCCGACUGCCUGAACCACGGACUGUGUGUGUGAGCUCCACGCAUUUGUGCAUUUCUAAUGACAGGAAGUGAUUUGUAUAGUCAUAACUGUUGCCACAGGAAGUAGGUUAACAGUCCUCCGCUAAGGUUUUAAUUAGCAAUAUGGGUCCGUUCCCAGACCACAUUUCCAGGGAGUUGACGUCUUUAUAUUUCAAUGCCUUAAAUAAUAGUAUUGCUUCCGUCCAUUGUGUUAUUCAUCUAGUAUUAAAAGUCAUAGUUUUGCCUUUCAGGAAUGGCGUCCUCCACAGGUCUGCAUCAGGGUAAUAACCAGACGGUUAUAAGCAGUUAUAACACAGGUCGCAAUGGCUGUCAUUUUACCCAGCGCCUAAAAGGGUUAACACCAUAUAGUUUUAUCUUUGGUGAAAUGACACUUGCCUUUUAUAAUUCAAAUAUGAAUAGAACAAACCAGUAUAUAUUCCCUUACUCUGUAUAUCUACCACAUUUAGAUUAUUAUUUAUUUAUACUAAAGGCUGUGGUGAAUAAACUCAGUAGUUAAUAUAUAUAUUUUUGGCUAAUUUCUACAACAUGAUUAUCAAACGUAGUCUCCAGAAUUUUUGUAAUCUUUUUUUGGCUAUUUUCAAUUAAAAACCAUUCUGUCCCUUUUAAAGCUUUGUGGUUUAAACUGGUCUUUAUGAGAAUGAGAAGGUUUUAAUUUAAUAAGCAGCUUAUUGCUUGGUUACUCUGGAGGUUUGUUUUGUUUAUGAUUUACUUUUCUAUUUUAUUUACAAUGAUUGAUUGUGUCGUUAUAGUAGGUAAUCAUGGGAGGGAGGAUGGGGUAUUUAUUAGGUAUAACGCUGAUAGGCAGAAAGUAAGGGUUAGGACAGUGCAGACAGGUUGGUCUUGUAGUAUUGUAUCAAGGAUAGAGCCAGACAGAUUGACAGAGGUCAAACCUACAUCUUGUAACCUUAAGAUGGAGGCUACAUGUCACUCACACUACAGCCCACAGCAUUUCCACUAGCCCAGUUCACCCUCUGCUCAGGGUCUAAGAACUGAAACUAAAUAAUUCCUGACCAACGACCAUGCAGGGUUAACCAACCAGGCAAGGUAAUGGUGUGCACAGACUGAUAACAUGGUAGUUUGUAAUCACAGACUGAUCACACACUGAUAACAUGAUCGUGAAGUAAUAUAGUAGCAUGUGAUCACACACACUUGUAACAUGAUAGUGCAGGAAUGUGAUAACAUGUAAUCACAUAUUGAUCACAUGAUAGGGUGGUAAUGUGAUCAUGUGUAAUCACAGAAUGAGAAAAUGACAGUGAGGUAAUUUGAUAAUGUAUGUUCACAGACGUAUAACAUGACAAUCUUAUUACUUCAUAAUAUAGUGGUAUAGUGGUAUAAUACCAGUGGUAACAUGAUAAUACUGUGUGUGAUCGCAGACUGAUGAUAUUACUGUGUGGUAAUAUGAUAAUACCAUGUGUGAUUAUAGACUGAUAACAUGACAGUGUGGUAAUGUAAUAAUACCAUGUGGGAUCAUAGGCUGAUAACAUGACAGUGUGGUAAUGUAAUAAUACCAUGUGGGAUCAUAGACUGAUAACAUGACAGUGUGGUAAUGUAAUAAUACCAUGUGGGAUCAUAGACUGAUAACAUGACAGUGAGGUAAAGGGAUAAUACCAUGUGUGAUCACAGACUGAUAACAUGACAGUGUGGUAAUGUAAUAAUACCAUGUGGGAUCAUAGACUGAUAACAUGACAGUGAGGUAAUGUAAUAAUACCAUGUGGGAUCAUAGACUGAUAACAUGACAGUGAGGUAAAGGGAUAAUACCAUGUGUGAUCACAGACUGAUAACAUGACAGUGAGGUAAAGGGAUAAUACCAUGUGUGAUCACAGACUGAUAACAUGACAGUGUGGUAAUGUGAAAAUACCAUGUGUGAUCAUAGACUGAUUAUAACAUGUCCUAGCAUGUAUACCUCACCCUGUACCACUGAACUUGUCUUUUACUUAGUGAUUAGCUCAGGGGCUGUAGCUAAAAUGGCAUCCUAUUAUCUAUGUAGUACCCACUUUCCAUCCACGAGGGAUCUCAUCUAGUAGUGUGCUAUGUAAGUGGUAGGGUGCCAUUUGGGAUGCAGAGGUUUGUCUGUGCGUUUUCUCUGGUUGGCUGCUGGCAGCUACUCCAGACCCUGAACCAUCCAGACUGUUACGUCCUUCUUUAUUAUUACUGGACUUGUUAUGAAAUGUCUGCUUGUCUGGAGAGAGAAAAGAAAAUCAGAAAAUGAUUUUUUGUGACUAGACUUACAACAUGCUUUAAUAAAUUAUUGUAU
This is a messenger RNA of Esox lucius (northern pike), 9788 nucleotides long. RefSeq names its product myosin X, like 3 (gene myo10l3). NCBI's taxonomy places the organism in Eukaryota, Metazoa, Chordata, Actinopteri, Esociformes, Esocidae. Gene Ontology annotation, molecular function: cytoskeletal motor activity; ATP binding; protein binding. The coding region runs from base 278 to 6892 and encodes 2204 amino acids. The transcript has 40 exons. The record is from RefSeq and is a predicted model, not a curated record. Gene Ontology annotation, cellular component: cytoskeleton; myosin complex. Gene Ontology annotation, biological process: signal transduction.